Molecule: messenger RNA, 801 nt
Organism: Menidia menidia (Atlantic silverside)
Lineage: Eukaryota; Metazoa; Chordata; Actinopteri; Atheriniformes; Atherinopsidae
Source: the annotation of a GenBank genome assembly
CUUUGACGGCGAACAGCGCGUAGCCCGCCGCGUGCUCGAACAACACGUGCAACAACACCUACAGAGGUUAGAGCAAUUUUGAGUGCUCUGGGAGCAUCUUGUAAAGCGGAAGUGUCUGCUGGUCUGCACGUGGUAGCCCGUGAGGCGCAAGUCAACCUUAAUUUGGGAGCAUGGUGGAGAGUCCUUGAAGGAGCCUGUUGAGAAGCGGAUGUGAGGGAGGCCAGUAACAAAUUUAAGGAUCGGGGAAAGGCUUGGUAUAAAGGCUGAGCAGGACGAGCUGAGGCUCAGACCGGUGAGGCCGAACACUUCAAGCAACUGAUCCAGGCUGACAGCAAGACGGAGCAGAAUGAGCAUGCGCAGAGCGGUGGCCGGUUGCAUGGUGCUGGUGUGCCUUGUGGGGCUUCUGGUCGAGAGGACAGAAGGACACAUCACAUUUUUCAGCCCAAAGGAGAUGUUGCUGAUGAAGGAGCGAGAGGGUAGAAAAGACAUGGAGCCUCGAUCAGAGGAUGGCCAGUUUGAGGAAGUCAGCACUCGGCAGCUUCCUCAGGUGGAACGCGAUGGAAAUCCUGAUAAAACGAUGGAGAUAGCAGUCCGCCUUUCACCCAAACAGCUGGAUCACGUGGCUCCGGUGCUUGAAGAGUUCAUCCACGAAAUAGUGGAGGAACGUCAGAAAGCCAAAUAAGACCAAAUGGACACUGGGACGGAUACUGUAUAAAUCUUCAAAAAAGCACUGAAUGCUCAAAUGUUUUGUUGUGUUUCAAUAAAUCGGUAAAUAAAGGAAAGCGGCUGAAAUGUUCUGAA